This is a messenger RNA of Cylas formicarius (sweet potato weevil), 851 nucleotides long. Its product is annotated as insulin-like growth factor-binding protein 7. The record is from RefSeq and is a predicted model, not a curated record. Lineage: Eukaryota; Metazoa; Arthropoda; Insecta; Coleoptera; Brentidae. Gene Ontology annotation, cellular component: extracellular region. Gene Ontology annotation, molecular function: insulin-like growth factor binding. The transcript has 3 exons. Bases 228 to 539 code for a protein of 103 amino acids. Gene Ontology annotation, biological process: regulation of cell growth; regulation of signal transduction.
UAAGCCAGAGGCGUCCAGAUUGCCGCUCAGUUCGAGACUCGACGACGUGUGUAUUAAUAGACACGAUCCCGCUUCUGAGAUUUGACUGAAAAUCGAAAAUGUACAUGCCACGCGACAAGUCUGGCAUUAGUUUGUAACUUUGAGCGUUUGUAUAGCUCUGCGGGAUAUCGCAAAAAAACAAUAUUGGAAAUAAAGUUGUGAGAUGUAAGAGAGGGUAGUUUGUGACGAUGAAUAGUGUGCUGGCGCUCGCUUGUGUGGCCUUUGUGGCCUUUUGCGGCGGCUUAUCGGCCCCUACGUGCGUCUGCGACAGACGAGAGUGCGACGUAGUCAACGAGGUGGAUUGUCCCGGUCUGGGUAUCGUCGUCUGGGACCCUUGCAGAUGUUGUCAGGAAUGCGCGCGCACGGAAGGGGAGCCUUGCGGGGGUGACCUAGGAUUCAGCGGUACCUGCGAGCCUGGGCUGAGUUGUCAACAACCUGGACCGACUCCCAGCGAGGGUACCUGCAGAAGAAUCGUCUUCGAUGGCCAGGAGAAUACGUGAAACUUACUCCACGUGUAAAUAAAAUUAUAUUUUCAAGCCAUCCCUGGGUGAUGGUGGAACCAGCUCUUGGAGAACGCCGUCGCCCCCAAAGAAAAAACUUUCUCUAGUUGUGACCGCGAGUGGUAAACGGUGGACUUUAUUGUUGCGAAGGUAAACCGGCCUUUAAAUCGAUUCUUUUCCCGCUAUUCGUGACCGCUGAUGAUAUUUCGAUGUAUAAAAUUUGUGACAAUACCGAAUAAUUAGCGAAUUAAAAUCAAUGAUAUACAAAUGUAACGUAAAUAAAUGGAGAUGUUUUGUUCCUAAUAAUGAAAC